Messenger RNA from Ixodes scapularis (black-legged tick), 1945 nucleotides. RefSeq lists its product as uncharacterized. The coding region runs from base 543 to 1814 and encodes 423 amino acids. The transcript is spliced from 2 exons. NCBI's taxonomy places the organism in Eukaryota, Metazoa, Arthropoda, Arachnida, Ixodida, Ixodidae. Gene Ontology annotation, biological process: lipid metabolic process. The record is from RefSeq and is a predicted model, not a curated record. Gene Ontology annotation, molecular function: phosphoric diester hydrolase activity.
AGGUCGUUCUAGAGGUCGCUCUAGACGACGUUCUCGACGUCGUCCUAAACGUCGUACCAUUUCCUUUCCAAACUAUUUUCACUCUUCGAUGCUUCUUAAAGCUAGCGCAUUUCAUCGCGUGUUAUCAAAUGAACAAAGAUGAAACUUUUUUUUCAAAUACAUUCCCAUUAACUAAUUGACUAGCGAAUUCGAUCGCAGCACGAAGAACUUUCUUCAACCCCAAGUUCCGACCGCCUCAAAAACGGUCGACGACGCUGCAAGCGCCACCGCCAGCGCUCGGCGGCCGCCGGCAACGCCAACCUGCACGGGCGCGGGACAUUCGGAGUCCCACGCUAAUCGGCGCCGCUAAUCGUCGCAAGGAGGAUGUAACGCGCGACGUUGCGAGGCCACUUCACAGAAGCCGCCGCUGGCGCGAACGCUUAUCUUGGUCGCAUGAACAAAGGAUCUGGUGACCAGCUCGGCCAAGUCGACACUCGACUGCGGGCACCGACGGUAGCAAGUACGUCGGCGACUUCGUUGUGGUCCGGCGCCGUCAAACAAGCAUGACUCGACGCGACGAGCUUCUGGGCUUCUUCCUCGUCACGCUAUUCGUGGCUGUCUACGGACAGCGUCCCGUCGAACAAGACCGCUGGGGCGUCUACAUUUCGGUGUCCUCUGUGGUGGAAAGAAGGCAGCUGCGGCUGCUUGAACUCAACUGGUACAACGUGCCACACGACAUAUGGCGGGAGGCCUACAUCUUCUUGAUCGACCGAGACCCUAGAGAGACACCCUGGACGGUCCUUGAGUCACACCAGGUCACUGGCCCCAGCGGAACCCAAAAGACAUCUGUGGUCUUCCCCAGGUUCAAUUGGGCCAAUCUGACAACGGACGCUUGCCUGGGGUUUUGGGUGGUCUUAUCAAACCGUCCAAACCAAGUUCCGUUGGCGAGCUCGUGCAUCAGGGCGCGACCCCACUGGAUGCAGCAACACUGCCAAAAGCUGGGCCAUCUAAGCUUUUCCCAGCUCUUUAUACCAGGAACGCACAAUUCGGCCAUGUACGACGUUAGCUCCCCGGAGAGCGUCUCCUUGGUAGAUCACUUUCUGUUUAACCAGGAGGAACCCAUCAUCAAUCAGCUGUACUAUGGCAUCAGGUCAUUAGAUCUCAGGGUUCAAGAGAAACGCGGCGAGUUUUGGAUCACCCACGACCUGGUGCGAGGGCAGGUCACAGUUCGAGAGGUGCUUCAGCAGGUGCGACAGUUUGUGGAAGCCACGGGAGAGCCUGUCCUCCUAGACUUUCAUCGAUUUACGACUGGCUUCAGUAGUAAAAACAAUAACAGCGUGGAGAAUCAUCAAAAACUAGUGACUCUUAUCACGCAGGAGCUGGGAGAUUUUCUGCUCGAACGUGACGGCACAGCAGUUAAGCUGGCUGACAUCUUAGGUCAGUGUCAACCGGUCAACCGGGGUGCUCGCAGGAGGCGGACUGUCAUCGUAUGCUACAACGCUCCGUACUUUGGGCAGGGGUCAUACUACCUAAGCCCUGGUGUCAGACAGCUCUGGGCGAACGCGGUCAACUUGACGUCUCUGCGGUCCUAUUUAGAGAACCGCGUGUGCGAGCCAUCAUUCGGCAUUGCCACGUCAUCGAUGGUGCAGAUGACGGCUCGGUUUCCGCGGAACCUCGUGAGCAACCGCAAGCUGGCACAGCAGGUCAACUUUCCUGCCACCGGCUGGUUUAGAGACACCUGGUGGCAGUGUGCGAACCUAGUGGCGAUGGAUUUCUUUUUGGGCAGCAAUAUAAUCAAUGUUGCCAUCGAUGCUAACCUUAGGAGAACAAUGUGACCGAUGGUUUUAAUGAACACACUAAGAUGUUUUCAUCUCUCCGUGAACAGAACAGUUUUGGAAUAUUUCCUUUGUGAAAAUCGGCAGAACGUGAUCAUUUUCAAUGCUAUUAAAAACAACAUUACGUUGCA